This is a messenger RNA of Caenorhabditis angaria, 3685 nucleotides long. NCBI's taxonomy places the organism in Eukaryota, Metazoa, Nematoda, Chromadorea, Rhabditida, Rhabditidae. The record is from the annotation of a GenBank genome assembly.
AUGGAAGUCUCAACUGUAAAUGAUGUGAAAAUAUAUAAUUUGAGUGCUGGUCGGAGUGUUCCAGAAUGGAUGUCUUCUCGAGCACGUCGAAAAUUGGAGCAACGAAAUGCAGAUGUUAGACAAAGAAUUCAAUUGAUUCAAGAUUUCGAGAUGCCCGAUGUCAGUAAUACAGUUAACAUUACACCAGAUGGGAAAUAUGUAUGGGCUUCUGGAAACUAUAAACCGUGGGUAAAAUGUUUCGAUUUGAAUAAUUUAUCGAUCAAAUUCGAGAGAGGAUUGGAUUCAGAAGUUGUGAAAAUGAUUCCAUUGAGUGAUGAUUAUUCAAAAGUUGUGAUUCUUGAAGAAGAUCGAUGGAUUGAAAUGCACGCAAUGUUGGGAAGAUAUUUCCGUAUGCGAAUGCCAUGUUUCGGUAGAGAUAUGGCAUUAUCUGACGAAUCUAGUGAUCUAUUUCUAGUCGGCUCGAAAAAUGAGAUUUAUCGAUUGAAUUUAGAGCAAGGAAAAUGGCUAACACCAUUACAAUCAACAGGAACAGCGUUGAAUUGUUGUCAAAUUGCAAAAGAACAUCAAUUAUUUGUUUGUGGAACUACAAAUGGAAUUGUUGAAGCAUGGGAUCAUCGAGACAGAACACUUUGUGGAACUUUAGAUACCGGAAGUUAUAUCAAUAAUAUGCUAGGGUUAGGAUUUUCAAAUAAAUUGAAAAUUUAUUUAUAUAUUUUAAUUUUUUUAGGGAGAACGAGAAAGUUGGAGUGACUUCAAUCGCAUUCUCAGAUCCUUUGCAUAUUGGUGUUGGAACAACAACCGGGCAUGUUCUUCUAUACGAUCUUCGUUCAAGAAGACCUUUGCUAGUCAAAGAUCACAAUAAUGAACUUCCAAUCAAGAAAAUUGAAUUUGUCAAAAGGUAAGGUUAAAACGGUUGUGCAUUUUUCUAACAUACAAUAUGUGUUACACCAUUUGAUUCAGAUUGUCAUUUUAUUUUUGCACACCAUCUUCGCCCAACAGACCCCGCAUGUAAUGAUCUCCCCCUCCCAAAAAUUUUGGCUCUGUUCGGAAACAAAGGGGUUUAGAGAAAAUAAAGGGUUUUUCAGAAAAUAAAGUGUUUUUCAAGAAAAAAAAUGAUUUUAGGAGCCCGAAAAAGUAAAAUGAACUCCUCAAUAAUAAGUCCAAAAGUUAGUCAAUUUAAUCAACUAUCUUUUAUCUGACUGAAAUUUCUUAACUUGAUGUGGAUCUGUAGUUUACAGGACCUCACUAAACCUAAGCUUUGAAUGCUAAGAAAGCUUUAAAAAUUCAAUUUUUAUGUUUGUGCAGCUCUGGAAUAAAGGCUUAGGCUUAGUAAAUAUCCAAUAGACAAAAAUUACUUUUCUUUUUCAGAUAUUUUUACCCCUAUAAAUCUUUUUUUGUUUUUCUAAAACCCUUUAUUUUCUGUAAAACUCUUUAUUUUCUGAAAACCCCUUCAUUUUCUCUAAAACCCUUUAUUUCCGAACAGAGCCAAAAUUUUUUCAAAAUUUUGAUUUGAGCGUGAAUUUUCAUUAGCUACCCGCCCAAAUCGAAAUUUUGAUUCGGGCGUGAAUUUGAAAUUUCCAAAAUGUCCCCCCCCCCCCUCGAAAAAUUUUUCCAAAUGUCAUGAUCUCACCCUCACAGUUUUUGGGAGCAGUGCCAUGUAUGGUCACAACAAUUUUAAUUCUCAAAACCAAUUUCAAGUAUAAAUGUAUGAAAUUAAAUUUAGAAAAAAAGCAAAAUUACUAAAUAUUUCAGGGACGAUGGAAAUGUUGUAACUUCAAUGGAUUCACGUAUGAUGAAAAUGUGGUAUGAGGAAGAUGGUUCACCAAUGGCGGCGAUUGAAAAUACAGUUCCAUUGAAUGAUUUCUGCCGAUUCCCUAAUUCUGGAAUGUUCUUUUUUGCCAACGAAGCUCCUAAAAUGCUUCAAUAUUUCAUUCCUCAAUUAGGACCCGCCCCAAAAUGGUGUUCUUAUUUGGAAAAUUUGACAGAGGAAAUGGAAGAAACUGAGACAACUGUUUAUGAUAAUUAUAGAUUUGUUACCAAAAAACAAUUGGAGGAUUUAGGAUUAUCUGGAUUAGUUGGUACAAAUGUAUUGAGAGCUUAUAUGCAUGGAUAUUUCAUUGAUGCUAGAUUGUAUAAUAAAGCGCAAACUCAAAUGCAACCAUUCGCCUAUGAGCAAUAUAAAGAGCACAAGGUAACUUUUGAAAAAUCCUCCAACAAAAUUUCUAAUUCUAUUUUUUUAAAGAUCAAAUCAAUCAUCGCUGAUGAACGCGAAAAAUCUGCUGUUCAAAAGAAAGUUGAAAAACUUCCAUCAGUUAACAAAGCUCUCGCUGCCAGAUUACGUGAAGAAGCUACACUUGCUGAUAAAGUUUUGGAGUCUCGAAAAGAGAAAAGAAGAAGUAAACGAGCCGAAGGUGCAUCUUCGAUUUUGGCUGAUGAUCGUUUCAAAAAACUGUUCGAAUCCGAAGAUUUUGAGGUCGAUGAAGAAAGUGAUAUUUUUGUGAAAAAUGCGGCGAUGAGAGCAAAGUUGCAAGAGAAGGAAGCACCAGAAGAAGAAGAAGAGGAUGAAGAUGAGGGAGAUUCUGAUGAUAAUAAUUCAGAGGAUGAUUCAGAUUUGGAAAUUGAGAAAGAUCAGCCGAAAGUUGGAGCUUGGGAAGAGGAAGAAGACGAUAAUGAUAGUAUGGCAUCAGAUUUGGAAAGUGCUAGUGAAAGUGACGAUGAAGCUGAUCAGACAUUGAAGGUAUUAUAUUUUAAACCAAAGAAACUCUUUCAGUGAAGAGUUAUCGAAAAUUUUGAUCUUUUUGCUCUAAAAAUGGAGAUCCUAUCCGGAAAAUUUCCUGUGAAAUUUUUGUAUUUACUCUUUUGGAAGAUCCUCUGCAGUCGAUAGUUAAAUUUCCCUUUUUUCAGAAAAAACGGGCCAAAGCCAGAGCUCAACGAAGAAUUGAGAAAAACGCAUCAAAAGCCCAGAAAUACGAAGAACGAAAAGAAGCGAAAAAACAAAGAACUCAACAAAGACAAGCUGCAAAGCCUUCCAAAUUCGUUCUUCAUUCGAUUGGAAAUGGCGAAACUACAAGGAAAUUUGUUGAUGAAACUGUGGCUAGUGGAACUAAUGUACUGAAUGAGGUUAGCAAUUUUUCUUUUUUUUUAAAUUAGAAAUUGAAUUUUGUUCGGAUUUUUAGGAUCUUAUGGCGCUUGGUGAUCGUAAAUUUGCUUCAGUGAAACAAGAUAAGAGGUUGAAAAAACGAAAUGAAGAUGAUGUUCCAUUUGGUGGCCGUGAAAUGACAUUUACAAUUAGUAAACGAGAUAAGGAUUUGAGAGCGGAGGCGAUUAAGGCGAAACAAGUGAGUUCACAUAAAACUGGAAGCUAUUAAUGUUCUAUAAAAAGGAGUUUUGGUAAUAUAGAAACUUUCGAAUUAGGAAGCUCUUAUAAUACAGCAGAUUAUGAACUUAACAAAUUUUAGAAUUGUGAAAUUAGAAACGUUUCCAACUACAAAAAAUCGUUUUCUAAUUUUUUUUUACAAAACAGUCUCAAAAAAUGCGGCCUAUAUUUAAUAACAUUUUCCAGAAAGCCCAUAUCGAUGAACGUAAGAAUGCAGCUCGCCGCCCUAAUCAAAUUGUUACCAAAGGUCUCAAAAAGUUACCCGGAAAUUUGAAUGUUGGAAAGAAAGGAAAUGGUCAAUUUUAUUAG